Molecule: messenger RNA, 3401 nt
Organism: Paramuricea clavata
Lineage: Eukaryota; Metazoa; Cnidaria; Anthozoa; Malacalcyonacea; Plexauridae
Source: the annotation of a GenBank genome assembly
AUGUCGAAACUUGGAAGCUUUAAAGUUCCAUCGCUUAUUAAAAAAAGACGAAUCGAUCAUGGUUUGCCAACAUUUAGCUGGAAUUCAUUGAGAAACGUGGAGGAAAUUGGCAGUGGUAGCUAUGGAUCUAUACACCGCGCAAUUUAUGACAAGGAGACAGUUGCUGUUAAAAAGCUUAAAGGCGAAUCGUCAAUUGCUAAAGAACGAUUUCUUAAGGAAGCAAAGUUGCUUUUUGAAAUGAAGCAUGAAAGUAUACCUGGGUUUUUAGGAUUUACAGAAAACCCAUAUUCAUUAAUGAUGGAAUAUGUAAUGUUUGAUUUUCAACCCUUCGGAAUUGAGAAAAGCGUCACCAAUAUUGGAGAGUUCUACCACUUCAUUGACCAUGAAUUUGAUUUCAAAUCGUUCGCCGAUGUUCUUGUCGUAUGUAUUAGGGAUGUGGUAAACGCACUCGAUUACCUCCACAACCACAGUAUUGCUCAUAGAGACUUAAAACCUGAAAACGUUUUGGUCUCCAACCAGCACUAUUGCCAGAAAGACAAAGAUACGUUUGCGCGCAUCUAUGCUAAUUGCCCAAUUGUCUGCAAAGUCACAGAUUUUGGUUUCAGUAGAUCCUUAAAUACGCAAACACAAUCAAUCCUGCAAUCUCGGACAGAAGAUGUUUGCCGUGGCACACCAGUAUAUAUGGCCCCAGAGAUUCACAACAAUACCUUGAAAAACGCAAACCUCGGGGACUUAAAAAGAACUGAUAUUUGGUCGCUUGGUAUGUUAGCUUACGCAGCAAUUAACCCAAAUUUGAUAAAUCCUUAUCAUAAGGAAGCAGAGGAUUUAGGCGGCCCCUUAACGAUGGAUACCAUGAAACUGUUUACUCAAAUACAACAGCUUCCCGCCCACGAUCUUAAAUAUGAGUCACUCCGAGUUACAGAAUGGUGGCAAUUAGAAGAAGUAUUCCAAAUGUGUGCGAAAUUCGAGCCAUCGUUUAGACCAUCCACGUCGGAAAUCCUACAAGUUUUCAAUUUUCAGAAUCUGGAAGACUCUCUAACUAUCAAAAGUCUUAAUGUUAGCCAAAGCACCGCACUCGAAAAGAAAGAUAAUGAAUUCGCCACGAUAAUGCAGUUAUCAGAGGACGCAGAGAUUCAAGCAGAGUUUGACACAAAUGCGGACCUGAACAUCGUAGAGAACGACGGGACUAAUGCAUGUGUUUUUUUUUGCUUUGCAUGUCUGUGAUAUUUUCAUGCAAAACGUCAAGAACGAGCGUUGCCUUUCGUGGGAUGAUUUAGUAGGAAUUGGAGAGGAGACGAUUAGUACACUUCCUUUGAAGAUAAAUGCGUUCAGAGAUAUGACAGAAACGUACGAUCCAGUCGACGCGAAAGCGAUUCUGACAUCGAAUAAUUUGCUUGCUGCAAAUUAUGAGUUAUCUGAGGAAUGUGUCUCGGAUAACGGCGUGUUCACAGGAUUGGGAAGGAAGGAACUCUUCGAUGCUUUAAGCAAACAAGAUCCCACGAAACAAGGAAACCGCGUCGGCUUGUAUACAUGUAGCCCAUAUACGUUUUUGGUUGGAACUAACAAUAGUUCUUACUUUUUGAUGGACACCCAUCCGAUCGGUGAAGAUUUAGGCGGAAACGGCAAUGGAAUUUUGGUGGUUACAAGCGAUUUAAGUGAAGAAUCUUGUAAACUACUGAUACAAUGGCUGCUAAAGCGCUUGAAGAGUAGUGGAGUAAGUGGAGAUAGUGCACAAAGCUUCGCAUGGGUAACUGAAGUUCAUGACAUACAAGGUACGUAAAUAUACAGUAUAGGAACCUAUACAUUUUUCAAACUAGCUUAAACAGGUUCUUACCAUAUUUAUUAUUGAAUUAGGCCAGGCAGGUUCUUAAGAAAAUAAUUUAUCUAAGUAAAGUAUUUAAUAUAGCAAACUUUAUUAGCCAUUUUCCAAUCGAGCAGAGGACUGGGUCUAGCUGCUUGUUUGGAGGGACAAAAAAUAAGCAAUAUGCCGAAUAUGGCAUCUAGGAAGUUUUCCUAAAUUCCUAAAGUUGUUUGUGCAGCUUGAAACACAACAUAAUAAAUAAGGCAUCUUUUAAUCAAACGUCCCUCCAAACAUCAGCCAGACCCAGUCCUCUGCUCGAUUGGGAAAUGGCUUAUUAUCAAAAAAGUUGCAAAACAGUUAUUAUGAGUGAUUUUGGUCUUAGGCUUUCCAAGUAAUAACCUACAGUACUAUGUACGUUGUCGCUCGAGAAAGGCAGCGCUCGAUCUCGCUAAGUCUCUUAAAUCAAGAGAUCUUAAGACUCGUCACAAAGUUUUUUGGGGGAAGAAGUGUUUUAAACAACAAAUUGUAGAACACUGUUGCGUUAGUAGUGACUUGAUAUAUGCAUGCUGAUCGUUGUCAUUUAUAUAUAAUUUUCGUUUCAAGUCAUAAACAGUGAUGAAGAUGUGACCAUGCUGGGUGAACGUAGGGGUGAAGAAGAUACGGAAACAGACACCCAAAUGUACGCCACCUCGGAUGUAAGUGAUACUGAUGAUGAAAAUAUGCUCAUGUGCUGCUUAGCUACCCAUAGCAUUAUCAAAAUUGUUUAUAUAUAUAUAGGUUGCUGAGAGUGAACCACAAUCUCCACAUACAUGUAGUAGCAGUAUAGAAGAAGACCUGGCUAAUCCAACUUACGUCACUAGCAUGCGGUAAGUCGACCCGACGUUUUAUAAAGUAUACCAACGACGCAAUUAUUCAUACUUUGAUACUUAUAUACUAUAUACUAACAAAACCGACUUAUUUACCGAGACCUCGGGAAAGCAGUGUAUUUUGUUGUCCAUCGACAUUCAUUGUUGGGUCCAGAAAACACACUGUUUCCCUCAAUCUUUUGUAAAUAAGUGAUACAUAUUUCUAUUGUCAUCCAAACGUGCCUGCACUUUUGCAGGGAAGUAGUUCGCUAACACGUAAACAUUUCGGAACUCACAACUGUCUCGUAUAAACUUGCAGCUCCGGUAAGCUGUUGCAACUCAUAAUUCGCAACUUCACAGCUCGCAAAUUACCCGUUCUCAUAAAUUAAAAAGUCAUUCACUUUCAUGUUGUGUCCAGAGGGAAAUACGUCAAAAAUGUUCGUUUUAACAAGGGUAUAGAACAAGCUGUGGACCACAUGCAUAAAGUGUUUGAAAUGCCCGCCAAUGCCGUAAUAUAGUGAGAGUCCGUAAUAGCAAGAGUUAUUUCAAUACAUUUUAAAGUGGUUUCUGCAGGGAAUUUACGAACUGUUUUUAAAAUAGCGGAGUGUAGCGCGGUGUCCGCAAGACAAGACUUAAUAAAUAAUAACUUGAUAAAUAACUUUUUAUAGAACGCCAACAAUUACAGUUCUAUCUGAUUCCGACGAUAGUAGCGAGGGAAACGAUGUGCCAAUAGAUAAGCCAGCCCGCAGAAAACG